AUGGCAACCAAACCGUAUGGCGACAAAGACGUGCACGACCGGCAUAGUGCUGGCUCUCCCAAUACUCCCAGAUCUCCCAGUGGUGAACUAGCCGAAGGCUUUGUCUCUGAAAAUGCCGACCUUCUGCAACGACGACUCGGUAAUCGCCAAAUUCAACUCAUCGCUAUUGGCGGUUCGAUCGGUACAGCUCUUUUCGUCUCCAUCGGCGGAGGUCUAGCACGAGGUGGCCCUGGUAGCUUGUUUAUAGCAUACACACUUCACAGUAUCAUGCUCGGUUUUGUCAACAACUGUAUGGCUGAAAUGGCAACUUUACACCCCGUUUCUGGUGGCUUCAUUCGAAUGGCUGGUAAAUGGGUCGACGACGCCUUUGGCUUUAUGGCUGGCUGGAACUUCUUCAUCUACGAAGCGCUACUGAUCCCCUUCGAAAUUUCUGCACUCAACCUAGUGCUUACCUUCUGGAGUGACAACAUCCCAGUAGCGGCAAUUUGUGCUGUUUGCAUCGUCCUCUAUGCUAUACUCAACUUUCUUGCUGUGAAGGCAUAUGGUGAAGCUGAGUUCUGGCUUUCCGGAGGGAAAGUCAUUCUCAUCUUCAUGUUGUUCCUUUUCACCUUCAUCACCAUGGUGGGUGGCAAUCCAAGAGGUGACGCUUAUGGCUUUCGCUACUGGAAAAAUCCUGGUUCGUUCGCCGAAUAUCGAACGGAAGGUACGCUUGGCCGCUUCGAAGGGUUUUGUGCUGCGUUGUGGUCAGCAUCCUUUACGGUCGUGGGUCCCGAAUAUAUUGCCAUGGUUGCCGCUGAAGCAAAACGUCCACGCGUUUACAUCAAGAACGCUUUUAAAACAGUCUAUUACCGGUUCGGCCUGUUUUUUAUCGUCGGAUCACUCGCCGUCGGAGUCGUUGUUCCCUACAACGACCCUACUCUAGUCAGCAUCCUUGCAGGCGAGGGUUCUGGUGGUGGAACUGCUGCUGCUUCACCAUAUGUCAUUGCGAUGAGAAACCUAGGCGUUUCCGUUUUUCCACAUGUUGUGAAUGCUCUACUGGUCACCAGUAUUUUCUCUGCUGGCAACACCUAUACCUACUGCGCUACUCGGUCCCUCUAUGGUCUUGCUUUGGAAGGUCGGGCGCCCAAAUUCCUCCGCCGCUGCACGAAAAACGGUGUGCCCAUCUGGUGCUUCUGCAUUGUCAUGGUCUUUCCCUUCCUCAGCUUUCUCCAAGUUGGCAGUGGUUCCUCUAUUGUCCUUAACUGGCUCACGAACUUGAUCACAGCUGGAGGUGUUCUCAACUACAUGAUCAUGGCGACUACCUACCUUUUCUUCUACCGAGCUUGUCAAGCACAAGGUAUUGAUCGCAAGACCUUCCCUUAUACUGGUUGGUUCCAGCCAUACAGUGCCUACAUCGGCCUAGCGUGGAUGACCACGGUUGUGUGCUGCUACGGAUAUAGCAGCUUUGCCCCUUGGAGCGUGGAUAACUUCUUCAUCUACUACACCAUGUUACUACUCGCUCCCUUCAAUUUCAUCGUCUGGAAGCUUCUCAAGAAAACGAAAUUCGUCAAAUCUCACGAAGCGGACCUUGUUUGGGAGGCACCUGUAGUCGAUGCCUACGAGGCUUCGUUCACAUCACCGCCUGUUGGAUUUUGGACUGAGAUGCUUCAACUGGUCGGUAUUGGUCGGAAGAAGAGGGAUCGUCGAUCAUCGGUUGCCUCGUAUUAA
Messenger RNA from Lithohypha guttulata, 1707 nucleotides. RefSeq lists its product as uncharacterized. Gene Ontology annotation, molecular function: amino acid transmembrane transporter activity. The record is from RefSeq and is a predicted model, not a curated record. Gene Ontology annotation, biological process: amino acid transmembrane transport. Gene Ontology annotation, cellular component: membrane. The coding region runs from base 1 to 1707 and encodes 568 amino acids. The transcript has 4 exons. Lineage: Eukaryota; Fungi; Ascomycota; Eurotiomycetes; Chaetothyriales; Trichomeriaceae.